Molecule: messenger RNA, 1563 nt
Organism: Didymodactylos carnosus
Lineage: Eukaryota; Metazoa; Rotifera; Eurotatoria; Philodinida; Philodinidae
Source: the annotation of a GenBank genome assembly
AUGGAUAAAAACCAGAUGAAUAAAAAAAAAUGUGUUAAUAGUUCAACAUCGAAAAAGCAAGAGAAAACAACAUACAAAAUUAUUGUUCUUGGCAGUGGUGGUGUGGGCAAAUCAGCAAUAACAAUUCAAUUUGUGAAAUCCUACUUUUAUGCGGAUUAUGAUCCGACCAUUGAAGAUAGCUACGUUAAACAAUGUUUGAUUGAUAAUCAAAUAGCAAAUUUAGAAAUUCUCGAUAGUGCUGGUCAGGAAGAAUUUAAGCCAAUGCGUGAUCAAUAUAUGCGUAUUGGUGAAGGUUUUUUACUCGUUUUUAGUUUAACAGAUCGUAGUUCAUUAGAUGAAACGUAUAAAUUUCAUCGCGAUAUAUUACGUAUAAAGGAUUGUGAUAAUGUUAGUAUGAUAUUAGUUGGAAAUAAACAAGAUUGUUCAAGACAAAUAUCACCAGAACAAUGUCAACAAGCAGCACGUUAUAUGCAAAUACCCUACUACGAAACAAGUGCUAAACAACGAUAUAAUAUUGAUGAAGUAUUUAUAGAAUUAAUUCGAAUUAUUCGAAAUAUGAAUGAAAAAGAACGUGCGUUAAAACAACAACAUCAUCAUUUAAAUAAAAAAGAUAAUAGAAAUAAAAAAACAAAUGCUCAAUGGUAUUUGUUAACAACACGUCUAUCGGAAUGGGUUCAUCAAAGUAUAUCUGGAUGUAAAAAAGUGAAUAAAAACAUGUUGUUACUAUUAAUAUUUAUGGCGGGUGCAGCGCUAACACUAUUUGGUUUACGUUAUUUUGUCUACUAUAAAUCUGAAUGGAUAGCGAAACUUUAUUUUAAACUAAAUGGAAUAAAAUGUGGUAUUACAAAGUAUAUAUUAUUCAUUAAUGAUCAGACAAGUUUUACGUAUUGUGAAAAAGGAAUAAGAACAGAUACUAAACCGAGUCUUCUAUUCAUUCAUGGUUUGGCAUCAAAUAAAGAAACAUGGAUACCAAUAGUCAAGGAUAUUCCUAAUACUUAUCAUUGUGUUAUGGUUGAUCUUCCAGGACAUGGUGAAACGAUCUGUAACGAGACUUAUACAAUUGAUUCAUUUGUUAAAGCAUUGAAAACAUUUAUUGAUUGUUAUGGUUUAGUAGAGACUAAUAAACCAUUAUGCUUAGUGGGUUCGUCGAUGGGAGCAACAAUAGCAGCGUUGUUUUCUGCUCGAUAUCCUGCUUAUGUAAGCAUGGUCUGUUUGUUAGCUCCUCCAGCUUUUGCUUGGAAAUUAAGAAAACGAAGUAUUGUGCAACAUAGAAAAGAUUCCUUACUAUUGAAUGAUUAUCCAAAAUUAGAACAAUCUUAUAAUGAAUUAAAAAAUAUCUCAUCUCCAACAUUGAUAUUAUGGGGACGAGAUGAUAAACUGUACACAUAUUUUGGCGCUGACUAUUUCAGAUCAAUUAUACCAAAUUCAAAAGCUUUGAUUCUCAAUGAUUGUGGGCAUUUUAUGGGUUUGGACCAAGGGAAAAAAAUUGGAGAUUACAUAACACAGUUUUAUGAUAAAAAUUGUCCUGCUACAAGCCGCAUUUCGACAAAAACUAUUUCUUAG